Prunus avium (sweet cherry) is the source of this 1447-nucleotide messenger RNA. NCBI's taxonomy places the organism in Eukaryota, Viridiplantae, Streptophyta, Magnoliopsida, Rosales, Rosaceae. The record is from RefSeq and is a predicted model, not a curated record.
UAUUUUGAGUGGAAGGGGCAAAGGCGUGGAUUCCGAAACAGUGAAGAGGCGAAGCAGUGGAAGGGGAAGGAGAGAAUCCGUAGUCGUUGGAAGUGAUAGGUUCCAUUUGUGUUGCAAAGCCGCACAAAGACCCCGCACAGACACCUUGCGAUUGUUCAAUAACCAGCAUUUGGAAAUGGGAUCCAACGUGCAGCUGGUAUGGCCAGAGUCAGAGGCAUAUGCGUCACGGGUGAACAACUGCUCACAUGCAAAUUCAACCCUAGCUGCAAUUCGAGCGAAGUUGAGUGCGGAACAAUUAGAACAAUUCAAGACAUCAUGCUUUGGCCAUCUUCUGAAUAUAGACAAGAUUCAGUUUAGCGGGCAGAUUGUGCAUGGAGUUGUGUUGCGUCGAGUCGCGGGGCAGGGUGUGAAAGACUUGGAUGGACUGAGUUUCUUAAUAGGGUGCGACGUUGCUCAGUUUACUCGUCAGGAUUUCUGUUUGAUCUCGGGGCUUCGUUUUGGGGAAGUGCCUGAAGUUUCCAGUGGAGAAAGUGCUGAAAUUAGACUUCAGAAAAGAUAUUUUAUAGACGAAGGAAUUACAUGUAAUGCUUUAGAAGAAGCAUUUAUGAGGUGCAAAGAGAGAGAUGACGUCUACAAGCUAGCUCUUGUUUACUUUGCUGAGUUAGUGGUUUUGGGAAGGGACAAGCAUUUGAACAUCAAUGUAAAUUACCUGACCCUUGUAGAGGACUUGGAUGCGUUCAACAGGUAUCCGUGGGGUUCGGUGUCGUUUGACAAAACCCAAGACAGUCUAUUUUCUGCACCAACAAAGUAUACGAAAAGCUUUGAAAAUGAAGAGGGAAGAGAGAAGGGGAAAAGUAAGGUAACGGGAACAAGCCGGAAAAAUGAGAAGGGCAAGAAGCAUAAGCAUGGUGAAGUGCAAAGGGGUGGGUGGAGUUUUAAAGGUUUCACGUAUGCUUUCCAGAUUUGGGUAUAUGAAUUAAUUCCUAGAAUGGUGGACCUGAAUUACUGCAAGGUUGUUGAUCCAACAGCUGUCCCGCGUAUUUUGCGAUGGAGAACGACUACGUCUAUGCCCGAGAUGAGGAAGUUGAACAAUUAUUUUUUCCAAAGCAAAGAGUCAGUUCAGUUGCGGGCGCUACAUCCGAGUGAAGAGGAAAUGAGACAAUCAUAUUGGAGUUGGCCACAGGAUCGCCCUGCUGUUGUCUCGGCAGAGUCAAUUCCUUCUUCAUGUGCUGAUCUUGAUGAGUUGAACAAGCUGGUAAGCUUGUUGAGGUCCGAGUUGUUUCAAGUAAAGCGGGAAAAUGACGUCCUUGAGUUAAAGGUCAUACGGAUGGAAAAACUUUUGGACCACUGUUUAGAAUACAUUGAGCCACUUCAAAUGCAUCUACGUGAUCAGCAGCUAACUCUUUUUGACGUUGAUGGGAAAGUGCCCUCUCAAAUCGUAUUAUGA